This is a messenger RNA of Miscanthus lutarioriparius, 1815 nucleotides long. NCBI's taxonomy places the organism in Eukaryota, Viridiplantae, Streptophyta, Magnoliopsida, Poales, Poaceae. The record is from the annotation of a GenBank genome assembly.
AUGGCGGAGCGGCUGACCCGUAUCGCCAUCGUCAGCGAGGACAAGUGCAAGCCCAAGAAGUGCCGCCAGGAGUGCAAGAAGAGCUGCCCCGUCGUCAAGACCGGGAAGCUUUGCAUUGAAGUGACUCCGGCGUCGAAACUCGCUUUCAUUUCUGAGGAGCUGUGCAUCGGUUGUGGUAUCUGUGUAAAGAAAUGCCCAUUUGAUGCCAUUGAAAUCAUCAACCUUCCAAAAGACUUGGAAAAGGAUACCACUCACCGAUAUGGGCCUAAUACCUUCAAGUUGCACAGGUUGCCUGUCCCGAGGCCUGGUCAGGUUUUGGGCCUUGUUGGAACAAACGGAAUUGGGAAGUCGACAGCUCUUAAAGUGUUGGCUGGCAAGCUGAAACCUAACUUGGGGCGCUUCAAAAACCCGCCCGAUUGGCAGGAAAUUCUUACAUACUUCCGUGGGUCUGAACUUCAGAACUACUUCACACGCAUAUUGGAAGAUAACCUGAAGGCAAUCAUCAAACCUCAGUAUGUUGACCACAUCCCAAAAGCUGUUCAAGGGAAUGUAGGACAAGUACUUGAACAGAAGGAUGAGAGGGAUAUGAAAGCUGAACUGUGUGUUAACCUUGAAUUAAACCAAGUUAUUGACCGAAAUGUAGGAGAUCUUUCUGGUGGUGAGCUCCAGAGAUUUGCAAUAGCCGUUGUUGCUGUGCAAAAUGCAGAAAUCUACAUGUUCGAUGAACCAUCAAGUUACCUUGAUGUGAAGCAGAGGCUGAAAGCCGCACAAGUCAUUAGGUCCUUGCUUAGGCCCAACAGCUAUGUCAUCGUUGUGGAACAUGACCUGAGUGUCUUGGAUUACUUGUCCGACUUCAUUUGCUGUUUAUAUGGCAAGCCAGGUGCUUAUGGUGUGGUUACCUUGCCAUUCUCGGUCCGAGAGGGUAUCAAUAUUUUCUUGGCUGGAUUUGUUCCAACAGAAAAUCUUCGGUUCCGAGACGAAUCUCUUACCUUUAAGAUUGCAGAGACUCAAGAAAGUGCUGAGGAGAUUGAGUCAUAUCAGCGGUAUAAGUACCCUACUAUGAGCAAAACACAGGGAAAUUUCAAGCUUACUGUUGUUGAGGGUGAAUUUACUGAUUCCCAGAUUGUUGUUAUGCUUGGUGAAAACGGGACAGGGAAAACUACAUUCAUUAGAAUGCUGGCUGGGUUGUUGAAGCCAGACACAGUGGAAGGAACUGAUAUUGAAAUUCCUGAAUUCAAUGUGUCUUACAAGCCCCAAAAGAUUAGCCCGAAAUUCCAGAAUACCGUGAGGCAUUUGCUGCAUCAGAAAAUUCGGGAUUCCUAUAUGCACCCUCAGUUUGUGUCUGAUGUAAUGAAACCACUGCAAAUUGAACAACUCAUGGACCAGGAGGUUGUUAAUUUAUCAGGUGGAGAGCUCCAAAGAGUUGCCAUAUGCCUCUGCCUUGGAAAGCCUGCAGAUAUCUAUCUGAUUGAUGAACCAAGCGCGUAUCUUGAUUCGGAGCAGCGUAUUGUUGCCUCAAAGGUUAUCAAGAGAUUCAUUCUUCACGCGAAGAAAACUGCAUUUAUUGUUGAGCAUGAUUUCAUCAUGGCAACAUACUUGGCUGACAAGGUCAUUGUUUAUGAGGGGCAAGCUUCUAUUGACUGUACUGCCAAUGCACCACAGUCUUUAGUAUCUGGGAUGAAUAAAUUCUUAUCGCAUCUUGACAUUACUUUUAGAAGAGACCCGACCAACUAUAGGCCACGUAUAAACAAGUUGGACUCUACAAAGGACAGGGAACAGAAGUCAGCCGGGUCCUACUACUACCUCGAUGACUAA